AUGGAAUCGUUACCAAAUCGACGAAUCCUCCGCCCACGCCCUCCACCAAAAGGGUCUAAUAACAAUAAACCUGCUUCAUCCCAAAACCACCCCGAUCUCACCCCCUCACUCCCCGCAAUCAACCAAACCUCCUGCUUCCUCUUCACCGUCUUCCCACCCGAAAUCCGCAACCGGAUUUACACCUUCUCCCUCGAAUCCGAAGAUACCAGCACCACAAACGAAGACACGACCAACAGCUCUACUCCAAACACCCAUCUCUACCGCCAAAACGCCUUCUACUACCGACCAGGCUACAAACAACCAAAACGCAUCCAAACCGCCCUCCUCCAAACAUGCCAACAAAUCUACGAAGAAGCCUCCCUCCUCCCCGCCUCCAUAAACGAACACACAUUCUGGUUCUACCGCGCACCCCCACACGUCAAAGACGCUUCCUCGCCGCUGGACUAUUUCCAAAAAAUGACCGCCAAACAACGCGCCCAGGUCCGACACAUCCACCUCUUCACGCAACAGUACUUCCUGGAGGAUAACUGGUGGACGCGGAUUUGGGCGGGGACGUUGACGAAUACGGGACACCGGGGCAGCGAACGGGCACCUGCGUACCCUAUCGCUCCUAAAAAGCUGACGAUCACGUUCCGGCAUACGGAUUGGUGGUUUUGGGAGAAUAAUGAUCCUUUGGGUAUUGAUCCGUUCAGAUCGGGGCGUACGCGCGCGCAUGAAAUGGGGAGACCGAUGCGCGGUGUCGAUGAACAUGAGGUUAACCGGGCGUGGGGGAAUCAGUUUAUCGCUAUGCCUGGGUUGGAGGAAUUGGUGAUUGAAUUUGAAACUAUUAUGCGGAAGAGGGAUCAGCUCGAUGCUAUUAUCCAACGAGCGCUAUCGUGGAAAUUCCCGGUUCAAUUGGAGAAACGUUUGUAUCUUGUUGCGGAACCCACGUCGCGGAGUGCGUAUACUUGGGUUGGUGCUAAGGAGGGGGAUUUGAAAAGACAGCCUGGGAGAAUGACGAUUCCUAAUCCUCAUGCUAUUCCGGAGGAGGAGGAGGUUGUUGUUCCGGCUGUGCCGGUUUUGAGGCCUUUUGAUGCUGAAGCUGCUGGUGUUAGUAACGGUGUUGGUACGACAUCUGGUAGUCAGGCUGGGGCUGAUUCUAACACGGAGGAGUUUUAUGUGGUCUUUUUGACUUGGAAAAGGCAAGUGGUUGACCAGUGA
Penicillium cataractarum is the source of this 1200-nucleotide messenger RNA. RefSeq lists its product as uncharacterized. The transcript has a single exon. Lineage: Eukaryota; Fungi; Ascomycota; Eurotiomycetes; Eurotiales; Aspergillaceae. Bases 1 to 1200 code for a protein of 399 amino acids. The record is from RefSeq and is a predicted model, not a curated record.